Messenger RNA from Cololabis saira (Pacific saury), 4088 nucleotides. It is a transcript of the gene ipo4, whose product is annotated as importin 4. The transcript has 30 exons. Gene Ontology annotation, cellular component: cytoplasm; nucleus. The coding region runs from base 276 to 3557 and encodes 1093 amino acids. Lineage: Eukaryota; Metazoa; Chordata; Actinopteri; Beloniformes; Belonidae. Gene Ontology annotation, molecular function: nuclear import signal receptor activity; small GTPase binding. The record is from RefSeq and is a predicted model, not a curated record. Gene Ontology annotation, biological process: protein import into nucleus.
UUGAACGCCCCUCACGUGGAGCUCCGGGCCGGUUCCCCGCGUGUUGCCGUUAACGUUAACGUCACUUUAACGACCCCGACCCUCAGCUCAGCCGCUCACUCUUACACACUCCUACAGCUCCACGGAAACAUUUGACAGCUGUCCCACCGGGGUAGCAGUAGGUCGCCGGACAGACACGUCGCGAAAAGGACAACUCUUUUUUUUUUCUUUCCUCUUAUUGGUUUAAAAAAAAAAAGAUUCACGUUAAUUUGGUCCGUAAAGAGCAAGUGAAGGCGAUGGCAACUAUCGAGAUGACAGCGGAGCUGGAGAAAAUCCUCCUGCUGAUGACACAGCCCGAUAACGAAGCUGUUCAGCAGGCGACAGUGCAGCUGAAGCAGGCGUUCAGAAACCCGGCCAUCAUCCCAGCGCUGUGUGCUGUCAUGAGCGGAUCCCAAAAUCCGCAGAUUCGGCAGUCGGCUACAGUGAUGCUGAGGUUGAGAGUGAAGAAACACUGGAAGAAGAUUAACCCUAAUGACAGAGAGAGCCUAAAAGCAGUGGUAUUGCAAGCCUUCACACAGGAAGCAGAGCACACCGUGCAGUAUUCGCUCUCCCAGCUUUGUGCAGUUAUGGUUAAACAUGAGACACCAGACCGCUGGCCUGCCCUGCUGCAGCUCCUCAAUGAGGCCACCAAAAGUACCAACCCCCAUGACAGACAGGUUGGCCUCCUGCUGCUGAAUAAGGUGAUGGAGUCCAACCCUGAACCUUUCAAGCCUUACUACUGCCAGCUGCUGCAACUGUUCGGUGCUGUGCUACAGGACCAGAACAACCCAACAGCCCUGUACUACUGCAUCCUCACCAUCACAGCUAUAACACCUUACUCUGGCACAGACGAGAUGAAGCCCCUGCGUUCCAUCAUCCCAAAUCUGUUUGUUGCUCUGAAACACCUCAUCAAGGCCAACCAGGACCAAGCCAGUGAGGCCAUGGAAGUGUUAAUUGAGCUUGUGGAGUCUGAGUUGUCCAUCAUCGCUCCUCAUGUAGCUGAGAUUGUCCAAUUCUGCCUGGAGGUGGGGACUGACACAACACUGAUCGACUCUCUGCGUGUGAAAGCACUCUCUUGCAUCACCUUCCUAAUCAAGCUGAAGAGUAAGACUGUACUGAAGUUGAAGCUGCUGGGCCCCAUCCUGCAGAGCAUCUUCCCUAUCUUGACAGCAGCUCCCCCAACUGGUGAACAGGAUCCAGAGGAUGAAGAAGACGACACUGGUGAUGGCACAGAUAAUGAAAACCCCAAGCAGUGCUCUGCUCAGGUGAUCGACACUAUGGCUCUCCAUAUGCCUCCAGAGAAGCUGUUUCAUCACCUUAUCCCCCUGACAAAAACUAGCCUCACCAGUGAAAACCCCUAUCAAAGGAAGGGGGCUCUCAUGUGUCUUGCUGUGCUGGCAGAAGGAUGUGCAGACCACAUACGCAAUACGAUGCUGUCGUCUGUGCUGCACACAGUCUGCCAAAGUCUUUCAGACAACGAUCAGGUGGUGCGCAGUGCUGCCCUCUUUGCCAUUGGACAAUUCUCUGAACAUUUACAGCCUGAAGUGAGUAAGUACUGUGAAGAGUUGAUGCCUUUGCUGCUGGGCUACCUUUCAUCCUUGAACAAGGCAAAGGUUGGCCAUGUCACAAAAGCCUUUUAUGCCUUGGAGAACUUCAUGGAGAACCUUGGAGCUGAUAUUGAGCCCUAUCUUCCUACCUUGAUGGAGACCAUGUUGUCUGCUCUCAACAACGUUGAAAACCUCAAGAUAAAAGAGCUUGCAGUGUCUGCCAUAGGUGCCAUAGCCAACGCUGCCAAGGAGUUGCUGGUUCCCUACUUCCCUCCGAUAAUUGAAAGCCUGAAGGGUUUCCUGACCACCACUACAGAAGAGAUGAGGUCGCUGCAAACUCAGUCUUUGGAUACUCUGUCUGUUCUGGCCCGUACCGUUGGCAAAGAUGUCUUCAGUCCUCUUGCUGCAGAGUGCGUUCAGCUGGGCCUCAACCUCACUGACACCAUUGAUGACCCGGACCUCAGACGCUGCACGUACAGUCUCUAUUCUGCUGUGUCCACAAUCUGCCCUGAAAGCCUGACGCCCCACCUCACCCCCAUAACCACCGUCAUGGUGCUCGCCCUGAAGUCCACUGAAGGCAUCACGGCGCACCUUGAAGAAGACAAGACAUUUCUGCUGCUGGAUGAUUCUGACGAUGAUGACCAUGAAGAAGGGAGUGUCGGCGAGGAUUUUUUGGACGAUGGCUCAGAACCAGAUGUCCAUGAUGUUGCAGGAUUCAGUGUGGAAAAUGCCUACAUUGAUGAGAAGGAGGAUGCCUGUGAAGCCCUGGGAGAGAUUGCGUACAGCACCGGCGUUGCCUUCCAGCCCUACUGGGAAUCCUGUUUCUCGCAGGUGUAUGAAAUGAGAGACUUCCCCCAUGAGGACGUCCGCAGGGCAGCUUUCGCAGCUAUGGGCCAGUUUUGUAGAGCUCAGCACAAAGUUUGGAAGGAGAAUCCCACUGAGGCCAACCACCAGGCCCUCAUAAAGUUACUCGAUGUGGUGAUUCCCUGCUUUGUGGAAACUGUGCAAACGGAGCGUGAGCGCCACGUUGUCAUGGGUAUCCUGGAAACCAUGAACAAUGUCAUCAAAUCCUGCAAGGAGGAAGUCUUUAUUAACCCUUCACGCCUCAAAGAGAUCAGCUGUGUCAUUCGUGACGUUCUUACAAAAAAGACUGCUUGUCAGGGCUUUGGUCAUGAUGAUGCUGAUGAUGAAGACCAACAGGCAGAGUUUGAUGCCAUGCUCCAGGAGUUUGCAGGGGAGGGGAUUCCCUUGGUAGCCUCUUCUGUUCCUGCCGACAGUUUUGCUCCUUUCCUCAAUGAUCUGCUGCCUCUCAUCAUGAGCAAAGCUAAAUCCUCUUGCACUGUGGCAGACCGAUCCUUUUCUCUGGGGACGAUUGGAGAAAUCCUUCAAGCCCUCGUGAGUGUGUCGGGAGGCCGGGGAAUGGCUGGCAAACUGUCCAAUCGCCUGCUUCCUGUGCUGGUGGCUGGAGUAAAGGACAGCGACGCUGAAGUGCGGAACAACAGUGUCUUUGGGCUUGGAUGCCUGGCUGAGGCUGCUGGUCCAAUCAUCGUAUCAGACUACCCCAUGAUGCUGUCAGUGUUUUCUAACAUGCUGUCCAAGGAGUCUGACCUCAGGGUGAUCGACAACCUGUGUGCUGCCCUCUGCAGGAUGAUCCUGAGCAACGUGGACGUGGUCCCUCUGGAGCAGGUCGUUCCUGCUCUGGUGACCCGUCUUCCACUCAAAGAGGAUAUGGAGGAGAACAAGACCGUGUUUAACUGUCUCACUCUGCUUUACAAACACAGCCCAGCCCUGGUUGUGGAGUUAAUGAAGCCCAUCAUUGCUGCUUCCAGUCAUGUUGUUGGCAACAAGGAAGUUGAUAAAGAAACCCAGAACACGUCGCUCUUACUGAUGAAAGAAUUUGCCCAGAACCACGGUGCCGACUUCCAAGCAGCCGUGGCCUCCCUUCCUGCAGAGCAGCGAGCCAAACUCGGUGCAGCCACCGGUGCCUUUUAGCUCCAGCAGCCUUCGUCUUCAGCGAUUCAGCCAAGACGAUGAACUUUUAUACUGUAUGUGGAAAAGGGACGUGUUCCUAGAACGAUCUCAAAACACCACUUCAGCCUUUCAACGAGUUAUUCCUUCAGCAGUUCUGGUUCAAUAUUAUUUAUUUGCUCAUCUGUGUUCUUUUUUUGGAAUUGUUUUCAUUUUAGAAGUUCUGGUUAACAUUUUGUUCUUUGUAAUUGUUUCUUUUGUGAUUUAUUAUUCAAUGCUUAAUUAACUCACUAAUCCCCCCCACUGUUUAAACUCACACGUGGCUUUACUACCACUACAAGGUAAUUUGGUUUCCUGAUGAAUCCUAAUCAUUUUCAUCUCCAUCCCCUGAUUCACGUUCCUACUUACAGGCUGGUUUAUCUGAGGGUGUAACAGCACUUGUGUGCUGGAACACUAGAUCUUUUGUUAUUAAGACAAGCUUUCCCCUUGUGUGUUCAGUUACUGCUUACGUAACUCAUCCUGUGAUGGCUUGCUGCACAAUUUUCACUUUUCAAA